AUCUUGCUCAAUUCGUCAUAAGUUCCCACGAACCACGACCACAUUAAACCACCUCCCUUCGAGGCCGCCACCAUGCGCGGUGUAUCCCUCCUAGCCAGGAGAGUGCGUAUAGAUCAAUUGGGACGUCAUACGAGCUACAUUUGUCGCCAAUGUAGAGCUAUCCAGCUCAGUUCAUCCCCCACCACCGGGUCGCCUCGCCUUGGGGGAGACGCUUUCGGCACGUCUAUCGAUGUUUCCAAGGAUGUUGCGGAUGCCAGAUUUGAAGUAUUAGGGACACCGUAUUCCCUUCUCUCAGUGUCCUUGUCGGCUUCGCAAAGGUUAUACGCACGUCGCGGGACAUUAGUUGCAGUGACGGGCAAAGCGCACAACGCGCAAUCAAUCCUCACCUUACUCUCACCUUUCACGCGAGCCGUUACCGGUGUACCUUUCCUCUACCAACGCAUAUCCUCCACAACUCCGCUCACGGCAUUAAUAUCUACCAAGUCACCUACGACUACAUUUUCCGUAUUACAUCUCGAUGGGACAACGGAUUGGAUGGUGACGCAACGAUCAGCGCUCCUGGCGUGGACUGGACAUUCGCUAAACGUAACUCCCCGAAUUCAAACUCGACUCCCGAUCGCCUUCUGGGGUUCUUCCGAGCUGACGGGUCGGGGUCUUGCUGCGUUAUCAGCACCAGGACACAUAUACCAACUUAACUUGGUGGAGGGCGAGGAAAUUGUGCUUCACCCCUCAAACGUAGUAGCUUACACGAUAAACAAAAACCCGCCCACCCCCUUCCGAUUUAAGAGCUCGGGCAUUAGAUUCCAGGUACCUUCGCUUACGACAUGGCUGGGCGAGACCAAGUUCCUGAAGACGAUGCGGGGGACACAAACUUACAAGUUCCUCUCAAAAGUCCUGUUCAACCUCCGCACGACAGCGAGGCGCACUAUAUGGGGCGACAGGCUGUUUCUACAAUUCCGAGGCCCGACCACGAUACUCGUGUCCAGCAGGGGAGCCCGGCUUAGUGACGUGCUCACAAAUGCGGACGUUAAUGAGCUAGCCGAUGCUCCUCUGACCGAUGUAUCUGCUGCCGUAGAGAAGGUCACGAGGCCGAAACCUGAUGUCACACCGAAGACGGAGGAUGCGGCGGCUGUCAAGAUAAACGUGGCUAGUGUUGGGAAGGACGGAAAGGUGUCGUUUGCCGACGCCGAAAAUCUUAAAGGUUUUGAGAAAUCAUGAUAGACGUGUAGUUGUACUAUUACUAUAGACUCAACGAGUUAUUGUAUCAUACGGCUAGCUAUAACACAAUGACCCCCUAACGUAUUGGGGGCUUGCCCACAUACUUACCUAACCUUAGGUACCUUAGGUAUAUACUACCUAGUUUCCUAUUAGAAUAUAGGAAGCACUAUACGAAGAUUAGGUACCUAUUCUAUCGAAGCCGAGCACAACCCAGAACUAGGAGAAUAGGUAAUCAGAUCGGCAUUUGCUAACCACACUUACGACUACACGUCACAAAUACUCUUCAAACAGAGAGAAGCUCUUGUAUUAUCGGGUAUUUCCACCGGCCCACAUAUUAAAGUAAAGGAUUAUCGGCCGAUUCGUCUUUUUUCUUCUUCUUAUAUCCGUAGCGUCAUACUAUAUGCUAUGAGAUCUUGGAUGGCAGUGGGGAGCGAUAGGAGAUAGGCGGUACCUAAGCAUGAAAGAUCAGAUAAACUGUCCAGCUGUGUACCGUGUUGGCUGGCAUCCACCACUUACUCUGAUAUAUAUAUAUAUAUAAAAGAAAAAAGAAAU
Molecule: messenger RNA, 1770 nt
Organism: Daldinia caldariorum
Lineage: Eukaryota; Fungi; Ascomycota; Sordariomycetes; Xylariales; Hypoxylaceae
Product: mitochondrial biogenesis AIM24-domain-containing protein
Exons: 3
Coding region: 73-1218 (381 amino acids)
Biological process (GO): inner mitochondrial membrane organization
Cellular component (GO): mitochondrial inner membrane
Source: RefSeq, a predicted model, not a curated record